AUGCUCGAUGCUCUGUUUCUUCCGUUCCUUGCCGGUUUCCUCAUAUCACAAUCUGUGGCUCAGAAUGCAACUGUCAACCUGGCGUCCUCGCAAAUACUAACUGAUCCGUUCCCCUAUUAUUAUCCGAAUGAAGAUGCCUCUCCAAUAGCACGAUUUCCUAUGCCACCAUGUCAAGGCGUCACGUUGGAAGAAGCCACCAUCGACCAGCUCCAAGACUACAUGGAUCAGGGCCAGCUUACCGCAGUCGCCAUCCUCAUGUGCUAUUUCGCUCGCUACACCCAGGUGAAUGGAUACGUGAAUGGAAUUCUUCAAUGGAACCCCGACGCACUUGCCAUAGCGCAGGCUUUGGAUGCCGAACGGGCAGCGGGUCGAGUCAGAGGCCCGUUACAUGGCAUUCCAUUUCUGGUGAAAGAUAACAUCGCCACCAAAGAUCACAUGGACACCACCGCUGGAUCGUGGAUGUUGAUUGGGAGCAUUGUCCCUCGAGAUGCCCAUGUGGUGAUGAAAUUGCGAAAUGCUGGUGCUUUGCUGAUGGGUCAUGCAACGUUGUCUGAAUGGGCUGACAUGAGGUCCAACAAUUAUUCCGAAGGCUACAGCCCACGAGGCGGCCAGGCUCGAAGCCCCUACAAUCUAACCGUCAAUCCGGGCGGAAGCAGCUCAGGCUCCGCGGUGGCCGUCGCAGCCAACCAAGUAAUGUUUUCUCUAGGCACCGAAACCGACGGUUCGGUCAUCAAUCCGGCGGAACGGGCCUCCAUCUGCGGCAUCAAGCCUACCGUUGGCCUGACAUCUCGCGCCGGCGUAAUUCCCGAGAGCAUUCAUCAAGAUACUGUGGGAACUUUCGCGCGCACUGUGCGGGAUGCCACGUAUGCCCUCGACGCCAUUUAUGGAGUCGACGAGCGCGAUAACUACACCCUAGCUCAAAUCGGAAAGACCCCGAAGGGAGGUUACGCACGGUUCCUGACUGAUAAAUCGGCACUGAAAGGCGCCACGUUUGGUUUACCCUGGGCGAGUUUCUGGGCCUGGAAUGAUGCAGGCCAGAAUGCGAAUUUGCUUGAACUGUUGGCUUUAAUCGAAAGUGCAGGCGCGACCAUCAUUAAUGGGACAGAACUGCCAAACUAUGAGACGAUCGUAAGCCCGGAUGGCUGGGACUGGGACUACGGCGGUACACGGGGCUAUCCAAACGAGAGUGAAUACACCGUCGUCAAAGUCGAUUUUUACAACAACAUUAAAUCCUACUUGUCCGAGCUCCGCAACACCGACAUCCGCGGGCUGGAAGAUAUUGUCCAAUAUAACGUCGACAACCUCGGCGCCGAGGGCGGUCUACCCGGUAUCCACCCGGCUUUUGGGUCCGGUCAAGACGGCUUCCUCGCCUCCCUCGAGUCCAAAGGCAUUAUGGACGAAACGUACUUCCAGGCCCUGGAAUUCUGCCAACGCAGCACACGCGAAGAAGGCAUCGACGCCGCCCUCCAUCCUGUCGUCAACGGUACGCGAAUCAAGCUCGAUGCCUUGCUGAGCCCGCCUGAUGUCGGCCAAACCUAUCAAAUCGCGGCACAGGCGGGGUAUCCCAUGGUCACUGUCCCAGCAGGCGUCGGCGGACCGAGUAAUAUGCCCUUCGGCCUCGCACUGAUGGGAACCGCGUGGAGUGAGGCCGAGCUUAUACGCUGGGCCAGUGCGAUAGAGGAUUUGCAACUUAGUUCUCCGACGCCGUGGAAAAGGCAAUUACCGACGUGGGGCGAUUAUCUGGCCAGGAAUUUACCUGUUCUAUGGGCGUGA
This is a messenger RNA of Rhinocladiella mackenziei CBS 650.93, 1773 nucleotides long. RefSeq lists its product as uncharacterized. The coding region runs from base 1 to 1773 and encodes 590 amino acids. The transcript has 5 exons. The record is from RefSeq and is a predicted model, not a curated record. Lineage: Eukaryota; Fungi; Ascomycota; Eurotiomycetes; Chaetothyriales; Herpotrichiellaceae.